Molecule: messenger RNA, 623 nt
Organism: Phytophthora nicotianae INRA-310
Lineage: Eukaryota; Oomycota; Peronosporomycetes; Peronosporales; Peronosporaceae
Exons: 1
Coding region: 108-548 (146 amino acids)
Source: RefSeq, a predicted model, not a curated record
GAGGUAACUCCGUUACACUCUUUGCGUUCGAGUAGCUGUUGCAGCGAGGAGUAGAAGGUCAUUUCGGCUUUUACCUCUCGUGAACUCGAGCUCUUAUUCUUGAAGCGAUGCGUUGGCUCAUUUGGACCGUACUCUCCACCUUGUUCAUGCUUUCCGCAGCUGCUGAAAUGGUCUCAUCCGAGCCCAACUUCGAAAUUGCGACGAAGGAUUCAAGGUUCGCUACCAGUUUUCCAGUCCGUGAGCUGUCAACUGCGCACAACGGCAAAGAGAAAAGCAGUCUGCGGGGCAACAGCAAUCAUGUACCUACUGAAGAUCUCAAGAGCACAGACGAAGAGCGAGGGAUUUUUGACUUCAUUUUGAACAAAAUCGUCAACCGCAUGUUCAGGCGAGCGUACAAUAAGGGAGUGACUCCGUGGAGCCUCCGUGCCAAGGCUAUGGGACGUGACACCGUCCUCAUUGGCGACUACAAAGUUUGGUGGGAGACUGUUCGGAAGACAGGAAAAAUGCCAAAAUGGAAGUACAGUGGGCCCAACUGGAACCAUGUGUAAAGUAGAAUCCACACACGUGCUACUAACGUUAAGCUCCAAAACAAUAAAUUCAGUCGCAAUUGCGGAUUUGCCGGA